Armigeres subalbatus is the source of this 938-nucleotide messenger RNA. RefSeq lists its product as uncharacterized. The coding region runs from base 253 to 579 and encodes 108 amino acids. NCBI's taxonomy places the organism in Eukaryota, Metazoa, Arthropoda, Insecta, Diptera, Culicidae. The record is from RefSeq and is a predicted model, not a curated record. The transcript is spliced from 3 exons.
CAAGUUGCCCGCGAUACCGAUCAGAGGUCGAGAAUCUACGCAUAGUUUGCUCGCAGAGGAGGAUUUGUGGAACUGUUGUUGGGGCAAUCUCCUUAUCGCAUAUCAAUCUGAAGUUAGUGCUUGUCGAGAUUACAUGUCAAAAGAUAAAAGUGGAUAUCACACUUUCGAAUUUUAGAACACUAUUGAAAUAGUGCAAUAAGUGACAAUAAGAUAUUGUUGAAGGUGCCCAGAAAAAGACAAUACUGAGUUACAAUGGUUCGUGCAAUUCAAGUGUGCAGUAUGGCUAUGUUCGUGCUUUUGCUACUAUGUAGCAGUCAGGUGUCAGAACAGGCUUCUACGUUCAUACAGCCUUCGAUUCGUCUUCCACGUUCUGUGGAUCCUGAACAGGAGGAAAAAUGUACGGACAACACCGCCUGCGGAUGGGCUGUAUACAAACCAUUUACUCGUUCGAUCGAAAAUUACAUGAGAAACACAUGUUCGUGCCCGGAACCAACCAGAUGCGUCCGCACCGAUGACGAUUUGUCCAUCAGUGCGUUCGUGUACCGAUGCCGAAAAACGGAUACCACGAACAAGCCCUAAUUUGGAGGGAAGUAUCGAUUACUUCACAGAUUUUCCGUCUAAAAUCUAGUUUUAACAUGACCGAUUCAGAUAUUUGACAACAGUAAUCCGAUCUUAAUUUUAAAAAUUUCCUUCCCAACUAUUUUAUUUAUAUCCUUUCAACAUGUUGCUUCUUUUAUUUCCUUCAUCAAGAAUUAAUUUAAUUUCAGUUUAUUGAUUAUUAUUACAACCUAUAUGGUUGUACUCUUGACAAGACUAACUUGUUCGAUUUCCUGUCGACCAUGACAGGUAUACGGUAUCAUUAAACAUUUGUUGUUGAGAAAUAUCAACAUAAGUACAGAAUUACCGAUAAGUUAAUAAAUGUAAGUAAGAUGCGUCAA